Molecule: messenger RNA, 945 nt
Organism: Aspergillus luchuensis
Lineage: Eukaryota; Fungi; Ascomycota; Eurotiomycetes; Eurotiales; Aspergillaceae
Exons: 3
Coding region: 1-945 (314 amino acids)
Source: RefSeq, a predicted model, not a curated record
AUGACAGAUCUGCGCACGAAACGCCCACGGACUCUCUGGUUGGGCAGGGAUUCAUCAACUCGGUCUGAAGAGUCUCGAUCAUCGACAGAACCGAACACUGAAGAAACGCCAAAACCAAUCCCGGCCACCAACAAUCGCAGUGAUAUCACACUAUUCAACUGCUACGAAGAGAACCCGUGGAGCGUGUACGAACCACGAGCCAAAAUCUGUCGCAAGCAACCAAUCACCCUGGCCCAGCAUCGCAAGCACAGACAGAAUAUUGUACACAUCCGAUGCCUUCCCAUUGACCGACCUCAGGUCCAAAGCCUGUUAGAGACGAUCAGACGUCUUUCUCACCCCAUAUUCCCACGGCUUCUGGAGUCGUACUACCACACGGGCGAGCUGCACCUGAUUUGGGAACCGAUGGAAAUCACGUUGAACUACAUUUUAACCGCCCAGUGGCCGGUCAACGAGACCGAGCUGGCAUACAUUCUCCGGUCGACCCUUGACGGCAUUAGAUUCCUUCGGGAUCAGGGAAGAGCAUUGGCCAUCCUAGAGGCGGAGACAAUCCUCUUGGACCGAAGGGGCCAUGUCCGCCUUGCUGGGGUCGAGCAGAGCUACCCGAUCUCAGCAUCCGAUAUGAAUGCCGAGACGCUGAGAUUGACCGCGCUGGCUACAAUCACGAGGAGCCUGAUGGCCACUGGUGCAGGACAGGUCAGAUGGAGCUCUAAGGUCCGGGCCUUCCUCGAAGAUCUGACCACCAAGUCUUUGGAUGAGUUGAUGCAGGUAAGUGGGCAGCUAAGAGAUGGAGCAAUAGUUGGUAACAGAGUCCUAGGAUACAUUUCUCGAAGCAGCAACGGACGAAAGAGAUCUAAAGCUGUGCGUCCAUGUUGUGAACAAAAAAGCCAGAAACGAUCUUGUAUUACUCUGACCGGUCUGGAUUCGAUGGCAUCCAUCAUCAUCUAG